This is a messenger RNA of Puccinia graminis f. sp. tritici CRL 75-36-700-3, 768 nucleotides long. RefSeq lists its product as uncharacterized. The transcript has 2 exons. NCBI's taxonomy places the organism in Eukaryota, Fungi, Basidiomycota, Pucciniomycetes, Pucciniales, Pucciniaceae. The record is from RefSeq and is a predicted model, not a curated record. The coding region runs from base 1 to 768 and encodes 255 amino acids.
AUGACCCCUCACACCAACUCGCUCUCUAUGACUCACUCCAACUCAGCCAGCAUGUUUAGUGCUAGAUCGUCCGCUUCAACUACCAACACAGUGCUCGAUCCCUUCAUGCGUUACAAGUAUCCACGGCGACAGUCACUUGCUGCAAGACUUCCACAAUCACCAUCUACCGCAUAUUCUAGGCCAGAAGGGAGCAAAUACAGCUCUCUAAGUUCCGCCUUCACCUCUUUUAUAUGUCGAAAAUCUCACUUCAACGGAGGAUCUUCUUAUUGGUCUAGUGAGGAUGCCAAGUCGCGUGAAAAGUUUGAGCUGCGAAAUUGUCGAUUAAGAUCUCCAUCACGAUGUUCCUCCUUCUCCGAAAGAUCCUUCAACAUGGUGGCGGCUGAAGGGCCUUCCUACCGUCGGACGUCUCGGUAUGGGUCGGAUAGAAAAAGCAACUUAGAAACCGAGACGAGGCAAUCAGGAAUAACAUCUUUACUAGAAAACUAUACAUACGACUCUGGCCCUCCUCAAUACCCAUCUAGUGCUGGUGUACUCAAAAAAAGUCGUAACUCGAUCGAAAAAGCUGCCCGCAGUAGUUUGGGCAUGACUCUUGUGUUUUCGGACACAGCUUCUCAGAUGCAGAGCUCAUACUCGCCGGGACAAGACUUAUGCAUGUUGGGGUUGGACUUUGGUGACGGAAUGCCAGAUGAACCGUCCCCCUCAAUCUGCUCGCCGGGCUUAAAAUCAAGCUACCUGCUGGGAGAAUCGCGCUUCAAAAAGGGGAGAUAA